AUGGACGAAGAAAAUUCUGAAAUGCCACAAUUAGAUAAUACCGUGCGUAGUCGCAUACGAAGAUUUUUUUCCGCUAAACGUUUAUACGAAUGUCUACAACCGUUACUCUUUCUCACCUAUUGGCAUGGGCUAACGCCUUUCUAUAUAAAAAGUAACUCCAAAGGUGUCAAGUAUUUAAAACAUUCCAUUUGGGGUUACAUCAAUGUCGGUGUCCAUAUAGUGAUCUAUAGUGUUUGUUACAUUUUAACUUUGAUGAAUGAUUGUGAAACGGUGGCGGGAUAUUUUUUUCGUUCGCGCAUUACACAUUUCGGUGAUUUUCUACAGAUUCUAAGUGGUUUUAUUGGCGUGACAGUGAUUUAUCUUACGGCCAUAAUACCCAAACAUUAUGUUCAGCGUAGUUUGGAAAUUAUGCAAACUAUGGACGAUCAAUUGCAAGGUGUCGGCAUUAAGAUAAUGUACAGCAAAGUUUUACGUUUCAGUUAUAUUUAUAUUUUGUGUAUGGUAUCGGCAAAUUUGGGUUAUACGAUUUUUAGUUUCCAAUUGUUGAAAUCGGCCAAUGAGACGCCUUCGGCUUCGUUGCAUGUAACCUUUGUGCUGCAACAUACAGUGGUGUUGUUUGCCUUGGCCAUGUAUUCAUGUUUUACGAAAAUGAUUGAAAUGCGUUAUAAUAUGAUGCACAGGUGCAAAAAAAGUGCUGUCUAA
Messenger RNA from Lucilia sericata (common green bottle fly), 702 nucleotides. RefSeq names its product putative gustatory receptor 28b. Gene Ontology annotation, cellular component: membrane. Bases 1 to 702 code for a protein of 233 amino acids. The transcript is spliced from 2 exons. Gene Ontology annotation, biological process: sensory perception of taste. Lineage: Eukaryota; Metazoa; Arthropoda; Insecta; Diptera; Calliphoridae. The record is from RefSeq and is a predicted model, not a curated record.